GCGCCCGCCUGCGGGGUGCGCGCCCCGCGGCUCGCAGCCAUGACGGCCAACGGCACCGCCGAGGCGCUCCAGAUCCAGUUCGGGCUGAUCAACUGCGGCAACAGGUACCUGACGGCCGAGGCGUUCGGCUUCAAGCUCAAUGCCUCGGCGCCCAGCCUGAAGAAGAAGCAGAUCUGGACGCUGGAGCCCAACGGCGACGACUCGGCCGCCGUCUUCCUCAAGAGCCACCUGGGCCGCUACCUGGCGGCCGACAAGGACGGGCACGUGUCGUGCGACAGCGAGGCGCCCACGGCCGACUGCCGCUUCGUGAUCGUGGCGCACGACGACGGGCGCUGGUCGCUGCAGUCCGAGGCGCACAAGCGCUUCUUCGGCGGCACCGACGACCGCCUCUCGUGCUUCGCGCAGGCCGUCUCGGCGGCCGAGAAGUGGAGCGUGCACAUCGCCAUGCACCCGCAGGUGAACCUGUUCAGCCUGAGCAGGAAGCGCUACGCGCACCUGAGCGCGGCCCACGACGAGAUCUCCGUCGGCCGCGACGUGCCCUGGGGCGUGGACUCGCUCAUCACGCUCGUCUUCCACGAGCAGCGCUACGGCCUGCGCACCUGCGACCACCGCUUCCUGCGCCACGACGGCCGGCUGGUGGAGCGGCCCGAGCCGGGCGCGGGCUACACGCUCGAGUUCCGCGCCGGCAAGGUGGCCUUCCGCGACGCGCAGGGCAAGUACCUGGCCCCGUCGGGGCCCAGCGGCACGCUCAAGGCCGGCAAGAGCGCCAAGGUGGGCAAGGACGAGCUGUUCGCUCUGGAGCAGAGCUCGCCGCAGGUGGUCCUGCGCGCCGGCAACGAGCGCAACGUCUCCACCAGGCAAGGAAUGGACCUUUCCGCCAAUCAGGAUGAAGAAAGUGAUCAGGAAACCUUCCAACUGGAAAUCAACAAAGAUACCAAGAAAUGCACCUUUAGGACCUAUACUGGGAAGUACUGGACCUUGACCUCCAACGGCGGAGUGCAGUCCACCGCUUCCACCAAGAAUGCCAACUGCUACUUCGACAUCGAGUGGUGUGACCGGCGCAUUACGCUGAAAGCGGCCAAUGGCAAAUACGUGACAGCGAAGAAGAACGGGCAGCUGGCUGCCACUGCGGAGACCGCAAGUGAGACAGAACAUUUCCUCAUGAAGCUGAUUAACCGGCCGAUCAUUGUCCUCCGGGGAGAGCACGGCUUCAUCGGCUGCCGAAAGGUGACCGGCACCCUGGAUUCAAAUCGCUCCUCUUAUGACGUCUUUCAGCUGGAGUUCAACGAUGGUGCCUACAACAUCAAAGAUUCGACUGGGAAAUACUGGAUGGUUGGCAACGAGUCGUCCAUCACCAGCAGCAGCAACACGCCGGUGGACUUCUUCUUUGAGUUCUGCGACUACAACAAGGUGGCCAUCAAAGUGAACGGGAAAUACCUGAAGGGCGACCACGCCGGGGUCCUGAAGGCGACGGCCGACGCGGUUGACCCCUCCACCCUCUGGGAGUACUAAAUGCACUUUGGCCCUCCUUCCCUUCCGCUGUCCUCUCCCCCUGCCUCUUUCAUUGCCAAUUUGUGUUGGGGUUUUUCCGAUGUUCUGGCGUGUCUCUUCCUGCGGAAAGGGGUUCUCUUUCAGUCCAGUCUGUGCUUCUCCCCAGCCAUAGAAUUGGGGGUGGCUCGCCUCUUCCCUUCGUUAUGUGAGUCUGUCUUAAAAACUGGAAGCAACGUGGUUAGCCCAGAGAAAUGGUUAGCUGCCUGAAUUUCCUCCCGGGAGGUCUUGGUUUGUGUAGGCUAGAGCCAAGCCUCCCCUUCUCUCUCCUGGGCCUCGGCGUUUAAAAAGGGAAUCAUUCCACUGUGCAUCCCCUACUCAAGUAGAGCCGGUCUCCUCGGCGCUGUGCGGAGCUGAGAGCCGUCACGGUGGCGGCUCGCUCGGCCCAACGCUGGCGAGGGAGGCAGCCAGCGACGUUCUCAUGCUGGGGUUGCGCUCUGGAUUAGGCUAGUGUUUUCUCUCUCUCUCUCUCUCUCGACAUUUGACCCAAGUGAAAUGCAUCUUUUCUUCAGCCAAUGGCAGAGAAGGGGUCCCUCCGACGCAGGGGCUCCAUGUGUGCCACAGUGGCAAGAAAACCAGGGGCGAAUUUACAGCAAGGUUUGAGCCAGGAAAUCCGUGUGGCGGUCAGGGUUGGAAAUGCCCGCCACGCACGACACGAGCUGCCUUCGGGGGGCCAGGACGGGGCAGGAGUGCCACUUGCAAAGAGACCAGGCAAGCCGAACAGCUGCGCCUGCCCGGAGCCCUCCUGCGCCCACCUGGCUUCGUGCUUCUGGGCUCCCAGCGAGUGUCGCGGGCCAUCCAAAACAGCUCCACAUCUGCACUGCAGUUACUGACACUGCCUUGCCAGUCCCCGGUCCCUCUCUUGGAAGGCGCAAGCUGUUCUAGACCUUUCCUCUCUCUCUACAGAUGUAUUAUUGCAUUUGGUAUCUUAAAAAUAAUCUGAGAGUGGCCGAGGGGACCUGACAGGAAGCUUGCCAGUGAUGGCAGCAUCCAGCGGAUGGCAAACCGCAAGUCAAACCUGCACCAACCCUUUUUUCAGCUUGGGCGGCCAAGUAGCUCAGCCCGCCCUCUCUCGAUUCCUUCCUGAAUGCCCCCACGGAAGAUGUGACCUCAGCCAGCAGCUGCCUCUCACAGGUGCGGGAGGGAGAUGGGGGUCCCCGCUCGGUUCUGUGACUGCACAAACGGAGGACGGGGCACGGAGGCACUGCUUCCUGCCCGCCGGCUGCCUCUCCCUGCCUCCUUUCUGGCCUCGCUCAGGAGUUCCUGGUGCUUAAGGAGCAGCCACAUCUCAGCAGCUUUUUAUGUGCACUGCAGCCAAGAUAAGCUGGGGGGCGGAAGGGAGUAGGGGGCAGACAUGUUGCAUGUUUACAUGCCUUCAGGGGCAGGAGAAGUAAGAGCCCCUUUUGCUUCCAGUCGCUUUGCUGGUGGCUCGGAAGCAAGUUGCUAAUCUCAACUUACAGACUCGGAAAGCUUUUUAAGAAUUAGCAGAUGCUUGCACAGUCACGCGCUUGGUUCGUUUUCUCUCGUCCCUUAACCUGACUGGAAAUCCCCCUGCCCUCCGCACCCCUUACCCAGUGGCUGUUGUCUUUUAAGGGCGAGCAUCGAAGUGUCCAUUUCCCAUUAGUGUGUCCUGCUUGGCUGUUCCUCCCUGCUCGUGUUUUUGGAAAGUCUGUCCGAGGCUGCUUCCCAGCACCUUUGCAAUUCCACGCUCUGCUUGCGUAGUUCCUGGAAAAGGGAAAGAAGACCAAAACCGUGCUUUCCUCUCUAUUUAUAGAAGCUCUUCACAGAGCCAUCCUCAACCGCCUCCGAUAGGUUUAUAUAAUCCGUGUGGGCAUUUGUCCUGUUGCGUACGCGUACCAGCAUUCAGAAGAGGCUCGAGUACAUGCGUGUACCACAUUUCUCUUCUUUGAUGCCUUCUUGGAGGUUAUCUCUGUUCCUUUAGGCCACCCAAGACCCUGAACUUCAGCCAUCUCUUGCCCAGCUCAAUGCUCUGGUUUCAUCAACCUGCAAACAGUAAGGGCUUUAGAGAAAAAGUGCUCUUACAUCUCUGUGCCCAAAUCCUUGAAUCCAUCUGUCUCAUGCCUUGCUAAGCAGAUAAUUGUGCAGAACCCACUUGGACAGUUAGCUGUUGCCCCAAUACAAGGGGCUAGUCCUUUUGAUCACUACAGGCAGAGGAGGAGUGUUUUGAGCCUUAAAAUAAAAAAUCACCUUGCUAUCUUAACGGGAUACUGCCAUUGAUGUCUGGUGCUAAAUUCUUAAGGAAACUGGAAUUAUCUGCCUUACUAGUAAAGGGGGAUUCGCUCCAGGGGCUGUUUGGGGGCAACCAGGAAAGGCAAUGGUGGGAACAGAGAUGACUUUCUAGCGGGGCCGAGGGUGUGAUCCAUCCUUUAACACCCGCCAGGCUUCACCCUUCCAGUGGCCUCUCCCAUCCCUCUCCCGAGCGACCCCACCGACUUCUGCGUAACCGUUUAACGUCGAGAGUUCUCUUCCUUGCCUUCUACCUUUGCUGUUGUGGCUCUGAAAAGCAUCUCACAUUCUGGUAUAUUUUGUUAAGUUUUUUUUCCUUUUAAAUAUACUUUUGUAAGUGCCAUUUGUAUAGCAAGCUUCAAAUGGAGAAGAGAAGUGACGAAAUAAAAUCCUGCAUUCAGAUAAGAAAGAAA
Messenger RNA from Varanus komodoensis (Komodo dragon), 4208 nucleotides. RefSeq names its product fascin actin-bundling protein 1 (gene FSCN1). The transcript is spliced from 5 exons. The record is from RefSeq and is a predicted model, not a curated record. Gene Ontology annotation, biological process: actin filament bundle assembly; establishment or maintenance of cell polarity; cell migration. Bases 40 to 1512 code for a protein of 490 amino acids. Gene Ontology annotation, molecular function: protein-macromolecule adaptor activity; actin filament binding. Gene Ontology annotation, cellular component: microvillus; growth cone; actin cytoskeleton. NCBI's taxonomy places the organism in Eukaryota, Metazoa, Chordata, Lepidosauria, Squamata, Varanidae.